Messenger RNA from Miniopterus natalensis, 2807 nucleotides. Lineage: Eukaryota; Metazoa; Chordata; Mammalia; Chiroptera; Miniopteridae. The record is from RefSeq and is a predicted model, not a curated record.
AUGUGGGUCUGGAGAGAAAAGGGCGGGGAGAGAGGAGGUGGGGACCCGGCGGGCUCCCGAAGGCAGCUUCAGGCCAGGGACCGGCCUGAGGAGUGGGUGGUGACAGAAGGGCGGAGACGGGGCGGGGCCCUCGGAGCGAGCGAAGCUUCCUCCCCCCGCUUCUCCAACCCGGGGCUUCAGAUCCUGCUGCAGGCGGCCCAGCAGCCCGCCGCCUUCUGGGGGCCGCUGGCGCAGGACACGCUGGUGUGGGACACCCCCUACCAUACCGUCUGGGACUGUGACUUACGCAGCGGCAAGAUCGGCUGGUUCCUGGGAGGCCAGCUAAACGUGUCUGUCAACUGCUUGGAUCAGCAUGUUCAGAAGUCCCCGGAGAGUGUUGCUUUGAUUUGGGAGCGAGACGAACCCGGAACUGAAGUGAAGAUCACCUACAGGGAACUCUUGGAGACCACAUGCCGCCUGGCCAACACGUUAAAGAGGCAUGGAGUGCGUCGAGGGGACCGUGUGGCCAUCUACAUGCCUGUGUCCCCACUGGCUGUGGCUGCAAUGCUUGCCUGUGCAAGGAUUGGAGCUGUCCACACAGUCAUUUUUGCUGGCUUCAGUGCAGAGUCCUUGGCUGGCAGGAUCAAUGACGCAAAGUGCAAGGUGGUGAUCACCUUCAACCAAGGACUGCGGGGAGGGCGCGUGGUGGAGCUGAAGAAAAUAGUGGAUGAAGCCGUGAAGCACUGCCCAACCAUCCAGCAUGUCCUGGUGGCUCACAGGACGGACAACAAGGUCCAAAUGGGGCCUCGGGAUGUCCCCCUUGAGCAGGAAAUGGCCAAGGAAGACCCUGUGUGUGCCCCAGAAAGCAUGGGCAGCGAGGACAUGCUCUUCCUGCUGUACACCUCCGGGAGCACUGGGAUGCCCAAGGGGCUCGUGCACACCCAGGCAGGCUACCUGCUGUUUGCUGCCCUGACGCACAAGCUUGUGUUUGACUACCAGCCAGGAGACGUCUUCGGCUGUGUGGCUGACAUUGGCUGGAUCACUGGACACAGCUAUGUGGUGUAUGGGCCCCUCUGCAAUGGAGCGACCAGUGUCCUUUUUGAGAGCACUCCAGUUUACCCUGAUCCUGGUCGGUAUUGGGAGACAGUGCAGAGGUUGAAGAUCAAUCAGUUCUAUGGUGCCCCGACGGCUGUCCGGCUCUUGCUAAAAUACGGCGACACCUGGGUGAAGAAGUAUGACCGCUCGUCCCUGCGGACUCUGGGGUCAGUGGGGGAACCAAUCAACCGUGAGGCCUGGGAGUGGCUCCACAAUGUGGUGGGGGACAGCAGAUGUACGCUGGUGGACACCUGGUGGCAGACAGAAACAGGUGGCAUCUGCAUUGCACCACGGCCCUCGGAGGAAGGCGCAGAAAUCCUCCCCGCCAUGGCGAUGAGGCCCUUCUUUGGCAUUGUCCCAACUCUCUUGGAUGAAAAGGGAAACGUUGUGGAGGGCAACGAUGUGUCUGGGGCUCUGUGCCUCUCACAGGCCUGGCCAGGAAUGGCCAGGACCAUCUACGGAGACCACCAGAGAUUCAUGGACGCCUACUUCAAGGCUUAUCCAGGCUACUACUUCACUGGAGAUGGAGCUUACCGAACCAAGGGAGGCUAUUACCUAAUCACGGGGCGGAUGGAUGACGUCAUCAACAUCAGUGGCCACAGGCUGGGGACGGCAGAGAUCGAGGACGCGCUGGCCAGCCACCCCGCAGUGCCCGAGACUGCUGUCAUUGGCUGUCCCCACGACAUCAAAGGGGAAGUUGCAUUUGCCUUCAUCGUGUUGAAAGAUGGUGCAGGUGACUCGGAUGUGGUGCUGAGCGAGCUCAGGUCCACAGUGGCCACCAAGAUCGCCAAGUACGCUGUGCCCGAUCAGAUUCUGAUAGUGAAACGUCUUCCAAAGACUCGGUCUGGAAAAGUCAUGCGAAGGCUCCUGAGGAAGGUAAUCACAGACAGAACUCAGGAUCUGGGGGACACCACCACCCUGGAAGACCCCAGCAUCAUCACAGAAAUCCUGAGUGCCUACCAGAAGCACAAAGAAAAGAGGGCUGCUGGUCAGUGAUGGGCUGUGACCAAGACCCAGUGCCCACGCCCUUAACUUAAGGCCUUCUAGAACACAGUUCUCAGUCGGCUUGUUUUCAGAUGUCCCGGAGUAAUCCCCUCCCAGCACAUAACCCACACUGUCCCUAAGGUGAAGUCCAUGCUAAACUCCCUUCCUGCUUUGUGUGGGAGAACCCACGCACGGAUACUAUCAGACGUGGUUAGUGUUUGUUCCACUUGUCCUGAGUUUGGUUUCCUUGAAUGAAAAGUCCCUGUUGUCUGUUUCUGUGCCCUCUCCAGACUACACAGGAGGGUGAAAAACCUGGUAAAGUGUGACUGCUCAGAUAACUGAGAAAUAGAAGCAGUUAUGUUUUUUCCUGAUGUUUCUAGAUAUAAAAGGCAGAUAUUUUAUUUUUGUACUUUCAUAUUUUGGAAUAACGUGCAAACACACGUGGAAGGUGUGGAUUUCCUUGUACGUACUCUUUGUGACAUUUAGUUACAAAAAUCUCCUUGUCUGCCUUUGCUCGUGGUGAAACGUGGAGAGGGUCGAGGGUGCACUUGUAAUUAUUGUUUGGCAUAUUUGGAAAUCUGAAUUGGAAGUGUUUGCACCUCAGUCUAAACAGAGCUCUCUCGAGAAUGCUCGAGACUGCUGCAUCCUUUUUCCUUUUUGAUAUAAAUUUCUAUUUCUCUUGGUUUGUGUAUAAUUGAAACCCAACUUGUAAAGUGGUGGCAUGAAUGUGCUCACCUUUUAGUUCUAAA